AAACAAAAUUUAUAUAUUUUCCCCUUUUCCCGUGGAAUAUUAUACAGUGAUGAAGCAGCUUGAAGAAGAAUUCGGAAUGGAUCGCGCGAUUGAGAUUGGAACAGACGAUGAAGAUGACGAGGCUGAGAGGGUUUGCCAUGACAAUGAGGAUGAUAAUGAAUCUGAUAUCACUGGCCUUUCACAUGUCCCUUCACAUGAUUUCAUGGAUCCUGAUAUUGCUCCCUCUUGGCCUCAAAGCUACAGGCAGUCAAUGGACAUGUACACUAGCGUGACCCCAUCGGUCAGCUUCAUCAAAGGAAGUUCGUUCUUGCUUCAGUCAGAGAAGAGAUCACAGGCACCAGAUAUUGAGUCCUCAUUGUCGAAGCACUUACUUUCCGCAACCAAUUCGGACAUAGAUAUAGUUCCUACCUCGAUUCCUCCUCUAAAGAUGUCUUCUGUCUCUGUUUUUGGGGCUUCUAUAAGUGAACUGCCGAUGCCCCAACAAUGUUCGUAUUCGCAAUCACUUCUCAAUGCAACAAAUGCUUUGUGUGGCAUUGGGAUUCUUUCAACUCCUUUUGCACUCAAAGAGGGGGGUUGGAUUGGUAUCUUGCUUCUCUUUCUGUUUGGAAUCAUUGCGUGUUAUACCGGGAUCUUGUUGAAGAGAUGUCUCGAAAGCUCGUCUCAACUGCAAACUUAUCCUGAUAUAGGACAGGCUGCUUUCGGAUUAGGUGGUAGAAUAUGCAUUGCUAUAAUCCUCUAUAUAGAGCUCUAUUCUUCAUGUGUGGAAUUCUUGAUCAUGAUGAGUGAUAACCUGUCUGCUACCUUCCCAAAUGCGCAAGUGGAUAUCGCUGGAAUCCAUCUCGACGCGUAUCAAACUUGUGCCAUUGUUGCAACCCUUGUGAUUCUUCCAACAGUCUGGCUCAGAAACCUCAGCUUGUUGUCAUAUGUUUCAAUUUGUGGAGUUUUGACUUUGGCCCUUGUAGUCAUGUGUUUGGUUUGGGUUGGUGUGGUUUCUGAUAUCGGAUUCAAUCCAAGCGGAAAGGCAUUGAACUUCUCACACUUGCCUAUCACCAUUGGUAUAUACAGCUUCUGCUAUGGCGGCCAUUCGGUCUUCCCCAACAUCUAUUCGUCCAUGGAAGACCCCUCUCGGUUCCCUUCUGUUCUCGCAAUUAGCUUUGCAAUUUCUGGUUUGCUAUACGCGGGGGUUGCAGUUUUGGGCUUUCUCAUGUUUGGUGAAGCCACAGAUCCUCAGUUCACACUAAACCUUCCUACCAAACUCAUUGCUUCCAAGAUUGCUGGAUGGGCUGUGGUUGUAGCCCCUCUCACAAAGUUCGGGUUGUCAAUGACACCCGUGGCACUAGCCCUCGAGGAGCUGCUGCCCCCGGAUCAGCUUGCUUCGCACACUGCGCCAAUACUAAUCAGAACAAGCUUGGUAGUCUCGACCUUGAUCGUGGCAUUGACAGUACCUUACUUUGGAUCCAUGAUGGCCCUUAUAGGAUCUUUGCUUAUCAUGCUAAUGUCUCUAGUAUUACCUUGUGCUUGCUAUAUGAGAAUAGAGAGUGGGAGAUUAACUAAUUUUCAGAUUACAAUUUGUUCCAUUGUAAUGGGUGUGGGAAUAUGCUGUGCAGCAAUCGGAACGUAUUCAGCAGUGGCAAGUAUGGGUACAUAACAAUUAUAUUUCAGACAUUCUUGUCCUAAUCAAUGUAAGAAUAUGAAAUGAGAAAAAAGAAACAAAGAAUUACUCUUGAAAUAUUACCAUGUCCAAAGGUCGACCAAAUGAAGGACAUAAAUUGGCUAAGCCUACAAUCGAUUUUUAAUAGCAUUCAACUUUACCCACAUUCAUUAUGUAUAGUUUUUCAUGUUAUGGUUAUGAUUUAUACAUUCAA
This is a messenger RNA of Salvia hispanica, 1865 nucleotides long. RefSeq names its product amino acid transporter AVT1D-like. Lineage: Eukaryota; Viridiplantae; Streptophyta; Magnoliopsida; Lamiales; Lamiaceae. Gene Ontology annotation, biological process: amino acid transmembrane transport. The record is from RefSeq and is a predicted model, not a curated record. Gene Ontology annotation, molecular function: L-amino acid transmembrane transporter activity. Gene Ontology annotation, cellular component: vacuolar membrane.